Saitoella complicata NRRL Y-17804 is the source of this 4719-nucleotide messenger RNA. RefSeq names its product acetyl-CoA synthetase-like protein. The record is from RefSeq and is a predicted model, not a curated record. Gene Ontology annotation, cellular component: cytosol. Lineage: Eukaryota; Fungi; Ascomycota; Saitoellomycetes; Saitoellales; Saitoellaceae. The coding region runs from base 1 to 4719 and encodes 1572 amino acids. The transcript has a single exon.
AUGGACCAGCAAUACGCGCCGUCUUUGGUUCAAGAGAAUGUGCAUGAUGGAAAUGGAUCAGGGUACAGAGCAUCAAUAGCCAACGCCGGCUUCGGCGAUGCCUCACCACAUAUCGGCAGCGUACGCGCGAGCUCGUCGUCGCAUGGCCACUCGGACACGAAAUCGAGUGAUGGACAAAGCGCGAAUGAUUAUGUCUUCAACCCAGCACUCGAGACCGAAUCGCAGUACACGACGGAUCCAGCGCCAUACUUCGACAAUUUCUCGCAUCGGGCGAAUACGGGGUUAUACGACGAGCCAAGCCCCUACGAAGAAGAAGGAGCCUCACACUACGACCACGACCAUGAGAUAUUGCACAACGCACCAUUUUACAGUGAUCCCUCCCGCGUCUACAACUACGACCAAAACCCCACCCCAACCUCCCCCGGCUACGAAUCCUACCUACAACAAAGUCAAGACGAAGUCCCCCCCUGGCUUCAAAACGCUGGAAAACAACAACUCCCCUUCGAACCUCGCGAAGUCCCUUUCGCGCUGUACGAUCCCCACUCCCCCUCUCUCCCCAUGUCCUCCUUCGAUACUAUCGCUUCCCUUCUUCGGCACCGGUCUGCCACGACUCCUAAGCGUCCGGCGUUUUUGGUGUUGGAUUCGAAGGGGAAGGAGGUGCAGAGUGUCACAUGGGAUAAAUUGGCGGGGAGGGCGGAGAAGGUCGCGAAGGUCAUCAGGGACAAGAGUGGGUUGUUCAGAGGGGAUAGGGUCGCGCUCGUCUAUCGGGAUGGAGAGGUCGUCGAUUUCGUGGUUGCCCUGUUCGGAUGUUUCAUUGCCGGUGUCGUCGCGGUACCGAUUAAUCGACCCAACGACUACGCUGAGCUCAAUUUCAUCCUCACCAGUACGAAUGCGCAUCUUGCGCUGACGACGGAUAACAACCUCAAAGCGUUCCAGCGAGAUUUGAUGCAACAACGACUCGCGUGGCCGAGAGGCGUCGAAUGGUGGAAGACGAAUGAGUUCGGGAGUUAUCACCCGCGGAACAAGAAGGAUGACUUACCACCGCUGCAAUCGCCCGACUUGGCCUACAUCGAGUUCUCCCGCUCCCCGACCGGGGAGUUGCGUGGUGUCGUGUUGAGUCACAAAACCGUUAUGCACCAAAUGGCCGCUAUCUCGGCAAUGGUAUCCACAGCCCCCGGUGGACUCCCGCGACGUGCUCCAGCGACAUUUGAGAGGACGGGCGCGAUGGGUGUGGGAGGGGGUGUCGGGGAGGUGUUGUUGACCUAUUUGGAUCCACGGCAGGCUGUGGGUAUGAUCCUGGGUGUGUUGUUGAGUGUCUACGGAGGUAACACAACCGUCUGGAUCCCACAACCCGCCAUCACAGUCCCCGGACUCUGGGCGAACUUGAUAACGAAAUAUAAAGCGACCCUCACCUUGGCGGAUUAUCCUGGCCUCAAAACGGUGGCGUAUAACUACCAGAAUGAUCCGCAUAGCACACGAGGGUACAGUAAGAAAUAUCCGGUUGAUUUUGGGAGUGUGAGGUUGUGUUUGAUUGAUUGUCUCAAUGUCGAUGCGGAGUUUCAUGAGAUAUUGACCGACCGCUGGCUUCGGCCGCUUGGGAAUACGCGGGCGCGGGAUGUUGUUGCGCCGAUGUUGUGUUUGCCGGAACAUGGUGGGAUGGUUAUCUCGAUGCGUGAUUGGCUGGGCGGACAGGAUCGGAUGGCCACCGGACUCGAGGAGGAUAAGGAGGGGGAGUUGGCGGAGGUUUUGUUGGAUCAGGAAGCGUUGAAGACGAAUGAUGUCGUUGUCGUUGCAACCGGGAACGAAGUCCGACGACGGGCGGGUGAACCGGGUGUGGUUAGGGUCGGUGCGUUCGGGUGUCCCAUUCCGGAUGCGACGAUGGCGAUUGUGGAUCCGGAGAAUAGCAUGUUGUGCCCACCUGGUAUUGUGGGCGAGAUUUGGGUCGAUAGCCCGAGUAUCUCGGGUGGGUUUUGGGCUUUGCCGAAGCAUACUGAGUCGAUUUUCCAUGCUUUGACGUAUGUUUUUUCCCCCGAAACCGGACUACAACCACAACCGCUCGAGCAAGAGUUUUUGCGAACGGGGUUGUUGGGAUGUUUUAUUAAGGGCAAGUUGUAUGUGCUGGGGUUGUAUGAGGAUCGGCUUAGGCAGAGGGUUGAGUGGAGUGAGAAUGGGAGACAGGAUUUGGUUGAGUUUCGUUAUCAUUAUACGAGUCAGAUGGUGCAUACGAUUUUGAGGAGUGUGCAGCGGGUGUUUGAUUGUUCGGCUUUUGAUGUGUUUGUCAACAAUGAACACCUACCGGUUAUUAUUCUGGAGAGCUCGGCGGCGAUUACGGCCCCGUUGACGCCGAGUGGGCCGCCGAGACAGUUGGAUUAUGAGUUAUUGUCGAGCAUUGCGGAGAAGUGUAUCGAGUGUUUGUUGGAAGAGCAUCAGGUUCGUGUUUAUUGUGUGUUGAUUACAGCACCGAAUACGCUGCCAAGGACGAUCAAGAAUGGGCGGAGGGAGAUUGGAAAUAUGCUUUGUCGGAGGGAGUUUGAGAUGGGUACGUUGCCGGCUGUGCAUGUCAAAUUUGCGGUGGAGAGAGCGGUGCUCAACCUGCCGGUGGGGAGUGAUCCAGUCGGUGGGAUUUGGAGUCCGGUUGCGUCGAGGCAGAGGGCGGAAUUGCUUGCGAUGGAGGAGAAACAGUUUAGUGGGGUUGAUUAUCGGGAGAUUUCGAUUGAUGAUCGGACGAGUACGCCGCUCAACAACUUUUCGAGUAUCGUGGAUUUGGUACAGUGGAGGGUGAGUAGGCAGACUGAGGAACUUGCAUUGUGUUCGAUUGAUGCGAGAGGGAAAGAGGGGAAGGGAAUUUCGUGGCGGAAGACGGAUCAGAGGAUUGCGGCGGUUGCGACGUAUAUCAAGAACAAGACGAAGAUCGCGGCGGGGGAUCAUGUCGCGUUGAUUUAUACGCAUUCGGAGGAGUUCGUAUAUGCUGUCCAUGCAUGUUUCUGUUUGGGCGUUACGAUCGUUCCGAUUGCGCCCUUGGAUCAGUCGAGGCUUUCGGAAGAUGUACCGGCGUUGUUAAAUGUAAUUGCGGAUUUUGGGAUCAAGGCGAUUUUGGUGAAUAAUGAUACGGAUCACGCAUUUAAGAGUAAGACGAUUUCGCAGCAUCUGAGGCAGUCGGCGAUGGCGGCGAGGAUGAAUAUUCCGCCGAUUCACAAUACGUCGAAACCGUCGAAACAACUCAAGGGAUGUCGGGAGCUUGGGUUCAGUGUGCGUCCCGAAUGGCUGAAAUCGGAUUUCCCGGCGUUGAUUUGGACGUAUUGGACGCCUGAUCAGAGACGUGUUGCGGUGCAGUUAGGUCAUGAUACGAUUAUGGCUAUGUGCAAGGUUCAGAAGGAGACGUGUCAGAUGCAUAGUGCACGACCUAUAUUGGGGUGUGUACGGAGUACCUCUGGUAUCGGGUUCAUGCAUACAUGCUUGAUGGGUGUGUACGUCGGAGCCUCGACCUACAUCGUCUCCCCACCUGAUUAUGCCGCGAACCCAUCUGUGUUGUUCCAGGCGCUGGCACGGUAUAAGGUCAAGGAUACCUAUGCUACACCGCAGAUGUUGGAUCAUGCCAUGGCUACUUCACCGGCGAAGGGAUUCAAGUUGAUGGAGUUGAAGAACCUGAUGAUUAUGUUCGAGGGUCGACCGAGGUCUGAUAUCUUCCCGAAGGUUCGGACGCAUUUUGAUCAGAGUGGGUUGGAUCCGACGGCGGUGAAUACUAUCUACAGUCAUGUGCUGAAUCCCAUGGUGGCUACGCGGUCGUAUAUGUGUAUCGAGCCAGUGGAGUUGUAUCUGGAUGUCAAAGCGUUGCGGUCAGGCCUCGUGCAGCCGGCCGAUCCUGAUCUUGAUCCGUUCGGGUUGUUGUUGCAUGAUUCCGGGAUGGUACCCGUAUCCACACAAAUCGCCAUCGUCAAUCCAGAGACGUGCGAGUUGUGUUGUGUAGGAGAAUAUGGCGAGAUAUGGAUCGCAUCCGAAGCCUGCGCAAAGGCAUUCUACAAGUCUAAAGACUCCUUCGACAUCGAGCGCUUCCAAGGCCGCAUCAUCGAUGGUGAUCCGAGAAUUACCUACGUCCGAACCGGUGAUCUAGGGUUCUUGCACAACAUUGUACGGCCAAUUGGACCUGGUGGUGCGAUGGUUGAUAUGCAGACGCUUUUUGUGCUCGGUAGUAUUGGGGAGACGUUUGAGGUGAAUGGGCUUAACCAUUUCCCCAUGGAUAUUGAGUACUCGGUCGAGAGGUCGCAUCGACAUAUUACGAAUCAGGGAUGUGCUAUCUUCCAGGCUGGUGGACUCACUAUUAUGGUCAUUGAGGUUUCUCGGGCAAAUAAGCUGGCUGCUAUCGUUCCUGUCGCCGUCAAUGCUGUACUGGAAGAGCACCAGGUCGUGGUCGACGUCGUGGCCUUCGUUGGUCGAGGCGACUUCCCUCGCUCAAGAUUAGGCGAGAAGCAGAGAGGGAAGAUAUUGGCCGCAUGGGUCACGAGGAAAUUGCGGACACUCGCACAAUUCAGCGUUAGGGAAGGGGCUGCCACAAAUAUGCUUCCUGCCACAAUCGCAGAGAAUGCGGAACAGGGACCGCCUUUGGUACACGACACGAACUCGCCGGGGGUGCCGACGCAGCAGGAAAUCAGUCGGGGAUCGAGUAGCACUGGGGAUAACAACUUGGCGACUGUUCACGAGGAACAUCCGAGGAAGGCAUAA